AUCCAUACCACAGUUCACCAAUUCUCCCACAAUGGUGAUCAUGGUGGGUUUACCAGCUCGAGGCAAGACCUACAUCUCUACGAAGCUCACACGCUAUCUCAACUGGAUAGGAACACCAACUAAAGUGUUUAAUUUAGGCCAGUAUCGACGAGAGGCAGUGAGCUACAGGAACUAUGAAUUCUUUCUCCCAGACAACAUGGAGGCCCAGCUUAUCAGGAAGCAGUGUGCUCUGGCUGCCCUAAAGGACGUCCAUAAAUAUCUCAGCCGUGAGGAGGGUCAUGUUGCGGUUUUUGAUGCCACCAACACUACCAGAGAGCGACGGUCAUUGAUUCUGCAGUUUGCUAAAGAGCAUGGUUACAAGGUCUUCUUUAUUGAGUCUAUUUGUAAUGACCCUGACAUCAUUGCAGAAAACAUCAAGCAAGUGAAACUAGGCAGUCCUGAUUACAUUGACUGUGAUCAAGAAAAGGUUUUGGAAGACUUUCUUAAGAGAAUUGAGUGCUAUGAGAUCAACUACCAACCCUUGGAUGAGGAAUUGGACAGUCAUCUGUCCUACAUCAAGAUCUUCGACGUGGGCACACGCUACAUGGUAAAUCGAGUGCAGGACCAUGUUCAGAGCCGCACAGCCUACUACCUCAUGAACAUCCAUGUCACACCUCGAUCCAUCUACCUAUGCCGGCAUGGUGAGAGUGAACUCAACCUCAGAGGCCGCAUUGGAGGUGACUCUGGCCUCUCCACUCGGGGCAAACAGUAUGCCUAUGCCCUGGCCAACUUCAUUCAGUCUCAAGGCAUCAGCUCCCUGAAGGUGUGGACUAGCCAUAUGAAGAGGACCAUUCAGACUGCUGAGGCCCUAGGUGUCCCCUAUGAACAGUGGAAAGCCCUGAAUGAGAUUGAUGCGGGUGUCUGUGAGGAGAUGACCUAUGAAGAAAUCCAGGAACACUACCCUGAAGAAUUUGCACUACGGGACCAAGAUAAAUAUCGUUACCGCUAUCCAAAGGGAGAGUCCUAUGAGGAUCUGGUUCAGCGUCUUGAGCCAGUUAUAAUGGAGCUAGAACGACAAGAAAAUGUACUAGUGAUCUGUCACCAGGCUGUCAUGCGGUGUCUCCUGGCAUACUUCCUGGAUAAAAGUUCAGAUGAGCUGCCCUAUCUCAAGUGUCCUCUGCACACAGUGCUCAAACUCACACCUGUGGCUUAUGGCUGCCGAGUGGAGUCCAUCUACCUGAAUGUAGAAGCUGUGAACACACACCGGGACAAGCCUGAGAAUGUGGACAUCACCCGUGAACCUGAGGAGGCCCUGGACACUGUCCCUGCCCAUUACUGAAUCCUUUCCAAGUGGUCAGAUUGCCUCUGUCCUCGUUGCUUUCCUCCUGUAGGAACUGCUGCCCUUGUUCUCCCUAAGCAGACUCUGGCUUUGUCCUGAGAGUGCCCUACCUCCAGUGAAGAAGUCCGUAGCAGCUCCCAAACAAGUCUCAAUUCCUAAGGAGCCUACUUAGUCAUGGAUAAAGUUCUUCUUAAAUAACUAUUUUCUAAUGAAUAAAGACAUGUCUUCCCACCUAUAGGACGGGAAGAGGCUA
Molecule: messenger RNA, 1571 nt
Organism: Peromyscus californicus insignis
Lineage: Eukaryota; Metazoa; Chordata; Mammalia; Rodentia; Cricetidae
Gene: Pfkfb1
Product: 6-phosphofructo-2-kinase/fructose-2,6-biphosphatase 1
Exons: 13
Coding region: 32-1318 (428 amino acids)
Biological process (GO): fructose metabolic process; fructose 2,6-bisphosphate metabolic process
Cellular component (GO): 6-phosphofructo-2-kinase/fructose-2,6-biphosphatase complex; cytosol
Molecular function (GO): 6-phosphofructo-2-kinase activity; ATP binding; fructose-2,6-bisphosphate 2-phosphatase activity
Source: RefSeq, a predicted model, not a curated record